AUGCAUAGCCACGCGGAGGUUCAGCUUCAGAAUAUCCGCAACAUCGGUAUCAUUGCCCACGUGGAUGCUGGCAAAACUACCACGACGGAGCGCAUGUUGUACUAUAGUGGUGUCACUCAACGGGUGGGAGACGUAGAUUCUGGCAACACCGUCACUGACUUCCUCGAACUGGAACGGGAACGAGGAAUCACCAUUCAGUCCGCAGCCAUCACCUUCAAUUGGCCUCGCCCCCAGAAUCUCCCGCCUGGAACUCAGUCGAAAACUAUCAAUCUGAUUGACACGCCCGGCCAUCAAGACUUCCGUUUCGAGGUCGAUCGAUGCCUGCCAAUUCUAGAUGGCGCUGUAUGUAUUAUUGAUUCGGUCAAGGGCGUUGAAGCCCACACGGAACGAGUAUGGGCCUCGGCACACGAAUUCAAGGUUCCCAGAAUAGUGUACUGCAACAAACUUGACCGUGAGGGCGCAUCUUUUAAGAAGGCUGUCCUCGAGAUUGGGACAAGGCUCAAGGGGUGGCCCCUUGUUUGCCAGAUCCCCUGGUGGGAGAAGGAGGACUUUGUCGGCGUCAUCGAUGUGGUUGAUCGAGUGGGAUAUCGGUGGAAAUCGGAGCGCGAAAAGACCCGUUAUGACUUCCCUGAGCUCCAAAAGAAGCUUUCCAGCUCGAACCAAGACCUUCUGCCUGAAAUUGAGCGAGCGCGACAGGCGUUAAUUGAGGGCCUGGCAGAUUUCGACGACUCCAUUAUGGACGAAUUCCUCGAGGAAAACCAAAAUAUCGAUGGGUCCCUCAUCAAGCAAGCCAUCCGAAGAGCCAUCCGGACCGGCAACGGUCAAGUCAUCCCCGUGUUCGCGGGAUCCAGCUUUCGCCACAUCGGUGUUGAGCCACUGAUGGAUGCCGUCAACGACUAUUUACCAAGCCCUGAGGAACGUCCCUCGGCGGAGGUGCGAGUCGGCUCGACAAAGCAACGCCUUGAUGAUUUACUAGCCGGCAAUAAGGCGGGCAAGUCUAAGAUCGCGUCUAUCGCUUCCGUGUUCAAGGUGUUUAAUCACCCCAAGGAAGGCGUCAUCAGCUAUGUGCGAGUCUAUCACGGCACAAUGUCUAGGAAUGCCUCGAGCUUCAACACCAACAUGUUGAUUAACGAACGGCCGAUGGGCAUUCUUCAGAUUUCUGCAUCCAAAACACAGGAUAUUUCAGAGCUCUCGGUGGGUCAGAUUGGAGCGCUGAGGGGUCUCAAGAAGGCUCGAACCGGAGAUACCCUCAUUACUACUGUGGGUGGCAAGCCUGUUCCUGAGGGAUUCCGGCAUGUACAGAUCCGGCCACCGGAGAUCCCCCCGCCAGUUGCAUUUCUACAGGUUGAACCAUACGGAAACGUCGCUGCCCAGCAGCUCCAAACCGCGCUGGAGAAUACUAGCCGUGAAGAUCCCAGUCUCAGAUGGAGCCGAAACUCCAAGACCGAGCAGUUUACCAUCCAAGGAAUGGGUAAACUCCAUUUAGAUGUGUCGCUGUACAGCAUGAGACAAAAGUACAAGAUUGACGCCGAUUUUGGACCCAUCGAGGUCGACUACAAGGAGUGUGUCACGAUAGCUACUCGACCCCAGCACACCGUGUUCGACCGCCCGAUUGCCGGCAAACCUGGAAAGGCGACUUGUACCGUCACGCUAGAGCCUCUCGAGGAACACCACCGCGAGGCGCUGCUUGAUUCCAGCAUCGAGAGGGACGGCAACGUUUAUCAUAUCUCCGUCCCUCUACCAGGGGACUCGAACUCGUUGCCUUUUGAUGUAGAGGAUGCCGAGCACCAACUCCUUAACGGAGCCAUCGCUGGUUUAGCCAGGGGUCCACGACGAGCUGCACCGAUCCAUGGAUGCCUUGUUACCAUCACACUAGACACAUCACCGGGCGCAUGUGAAACCCCCACUGGAGGACACUUCAGCAGUGUUGCCAGGACAGCAGUGCAGGCUGCUCUCAGGGAUGCGUUCGAAAGAGAGCAGAUCAGCAUCCUCGAGCCCAUCAUGCUCGCUCACAUCACAUGCCCAGAGGUCACAGCCGGAACUGUCCAACACGACGUGACCGCGGGAGCUGGUGGCCAGGUCCUGGAGGUCAACGACCGGUCUGCCGAGUCGACUGGCGACGACCAUAUCGAUGUUACCAAAAUAUACACCCCACCCGAUCCAUAUGAUUCGGUGACAUCGUUGCGCGGCAAAAAGUCAACGGCUCGGAUGGUGGAGAUUGUGGCCAAGGUACCGUACAAGGAGAUGCUAGACUACGAUAACCACCUGCGUAGUAAAACAGCAGGCCGACAUUCGAUGACGAUGUCGUUUGACUCGUUUGCCAAGGUGGUAGGCCACCGAGAGAAGGGGCUAUGA
Ilyonectria robusta is the source of this 2355-nucleotide messenger RNA. Its product is annotated as P-loop containing nucleoside triphosphate hydrolase protein. Gene Ontology annotation, molecular function: GTPase activity; GTP binding. Gene Ontology annotation, cellular component: mitochondrion. The record is from RefSeq and is a predicted model, not a curated record. The transcript is spliced from 3 exons. Gene Ontology annotation, biological process: mitochondrial translation; ribosome disassembly. NCBI's taxonomy places the organism in Eukaryota, Fungi, Ascomycota, Sordariomycetes, Hypocreales, Nectriaceae. Bases 1 to 2355 code for a protein of 784 amino acids.